CGGAACCGGCAGCAUCUCUCCGCGCGCCCGGCGUGCGCCCAGAGCGCGCAGCCUCCAAACCCCCCGGAGCGGAGAUGAGUUGAGAGGACGGAAUCCGCAUCUCUGCUUCAUGCAUUCACCAAAAUAACAACUUCAGAUUGUUAAAGAUGCCCCCGUGGAAGAUUUGAGCCCUUUGCAAACCUCGGUUUUGGCUCCGACUCACGCCGGUUUAAGUGGACCUUACAGCGGCUUUUGCGCUCCGCAUCUUUGCGCGCAUCUCCGGAUCCUCCCGUACUGGAAGUAUAUAUGACCAUGAGACCCGAGAACUGGCUCUGAGCAGGUCGGAUGUCUUGUUUUGUGUAGUUAAACUUGCGCAUUGUUGGUGUGAUCGCUUCUCCCCCGGAGCAGAACCAGCUUCAGCUUCUUCUGCGCAGAGCGCAACUUCGCUCCUCCGUCCGUCUCAGGAUUUUAAUUCCCACUCAGCAGCCGCGGACCCAAAGACUUGCAAAAAUAAGCGAGCCUCGUCGGGAGCGAGGGCGAGGAUGAGGAGUCACCGGGGCCGGGGGAAGCAGCAUGAGUGGCCCGUGCAUCUCCACUAGACUGGCGGCCCUCAUGUUUCCAUGGCGUCCCUGCUGGCUCACGGUUUUCCUGCUCCAGAGCUGCGCGGGGGGGGCCGGCAGCGCCGCGGACCCCCCCGCCAGCGGGCCGGGCUUCAGCGGCUCCCAGGGGCCCCUGGCCUGGCUCCUGUCGGAGAAGGGGCCCUUUCACAACUCCCCGGAGUUCGUGGAUUUCACCGAGCGCUACCAGCAGGGAUUCACCACCAAGUACAAGAUUUACAGGGAGUUUGGCCGUUGGAAGGUGAACAGCUUGGCCCUGGAGAGACAGGAGAACAAUGGCGUCUCGCUGCCGUUGGACCCCGAGUUCCUGCAGACCAUUAGGCAGCUGGGCAGGCGGCCCAGUCCCGGCACCAUCACCGACAACAUCAUCAGGAAAUAUGGAACCCACUUCCUGCUGUCGGCCACUCUGGGAGGGGAGGAAUCCUUAAUGAUCUUCGUGGACAAACGGAAGUUGAGCCGGACGUCUGAAGUGAGCGAGUCCAAUGGCACAGCUGUGACGCUGGAAGCACUGCACCAGCUGGCCGCCUCCUACUUCAUCGACCGGGAGAGCACCCUGCACAAGCUGCACCACAUCCAGAUCGCCUCCACCGCCAUCAAGGUGACCGAGACGCGGACGGGCCCUCUUGGAUGCAGUAACUAUGACAACCUCGACUCUGUCAGCUCUGUUUUGGUUCAGAGCCCUGAAAACAAGAUUCAUUUGCAAGGGCUGCAGGCCGUGCUGCCGGAGUACCUCAGCCCGUUCGUGCAGGCGGCUCUCAGCUACAUCGGCUGCAACGAGGAGGGCCAGUUCACGUGUCGGGACAGCGACUGCUGGUGCCAGUGCGCCGCCGCCUACCCGCGCUGCAACUGCCCCGAGGUGGACCUGAGGGCCAUGGAGGCCAGCCUGCUGCAGAUCCGGGACUCCUGGAUCACCGCCAACCAGGAGUUUGAGGACUCAGAUGAGUUUCAGAACUUUGUUCGGAGGCUUCCCACUUUCUAUGCGCUGAACACAUCUGCCAUCCAGUAUUUCUGGAAGAUGGAGCCGACUAUUCACCAGCGCUACAAGCAGCUGGAGCUCGGCACCCAGCAGCUCCUGAGCAAAGCGCGGCGCAUUGUCAAGAAGCUCUUCACCCUCAGCAAGAGGUGCCAGAGUCAGCCCAAGAUCGUUAUGCUGAGGGAGAGGUUUUUAAGCUACUGGCUGAACUACAUCCUGUCCAUCAUGUACUGCAGCGAGAACAACCACCUGGGCUCGUACCUGGAGGCCACGCGGAGCUGCUCCUGCCCGUACGAGCACCCGCCCUGCCAGGGCCUGAUCCCCUGCACCGUGGGCGAGGGCACGGCCUGCGCCUCCUGCUCCUACGAGAACCGCUCGCGCUGCGCCACCUGCAACCAGGGCUACAUGCUGAGCCAGGGCUUGUGCCGCAACGAGGUGCCCGACUCCACCGACCACUACAUCGGCUUCGAGACCGACCUGCAGGACGUGGAGCUGCGCUUCCUCCUGCAGCGCCGCGACACCCGCAUCGGCAUCCACGGCAUCUUCGUCAGCAACGACGUCCGGCUCAACAACUGGUUCGACCCGUCGUGGAGGAAGAGGAUGCUGCUGACGCUGAAGAGUAAUAAAUACAAGUCCAACCACGUCCACAUGUUGCUGGGGAUGUCGCUGCAGAUCUGCCUUACCAGGAACAGCACGCUCGACCCCAUGCUGUCCGUCUACAUCAACCCGUUCGGCGGGAGCCACUCGGAGAGCUGGAUCAUGCCCAUCGACCAGAACAACUACCCCGACUGGGAGAGGACUAAACUAGACCUCCCCCACGAUUGUUACAACUGGACUUUGACUUUAGGGAACAAGUGGAAAACGUUUUUCGAGACGGUUCACUUUUACCUGCGGAGCCGGAUCAGAGGGCCGGCCACCAACGGAAACGGGACCGUGUACUACGAACCGUUGGAGUACCUGGAGCCGGGGCAGAACCUGGGCUACAUGAAGAUCAACAGCAUCCAGGUGUACGGAUACAGCAUGCACUUCGACCCCGACGCCAUCCAGGACUUGAUUUUACAGCUGGACUACCCGUACACUCAGGGCUCGCAGGACUCGGCGCUGCUGCAGCUGCUGGAGAUCCGGGACCGGGUCAACCGGCUCUCCCCGCCCGGGGCGCAGCCCCUGGACCUGUUCUCCUGCCUGCUGCGGCACCGGCUCAAACUCUCCACCACGGACGUCGCCAGGAUCCAGGCGGCGCUGCAGACUUUCAGCGCCAAGCAGCCCAACGCCAUGGAAUACGAAACGACCAAACUCUGCAGCUAAUCAGCGGGCGGCCCGGCCCACGGGUGCAGAUGGAGCCGCAUGGAGCCAAAUCAAGGCCAAAAGUUUUGCUUAUUUGAAAAUAAAAUUUGAACCUGAAAAUUCAAGUUUUGAUCAUGAACUUAUUUUUUUUACAGUUUAAAUUUUUUUUUUUUUCAGUAUCACAUCUUUUUUUCAGUUUCAGAUCUUUUUUUUUUCAGUUUCAUACUUUUGGCCCUGAUCUGGCAUAGGGGGCAUGGCAUUAUGGAGCCAAAU
Cololabis saira (Pacific saury) is the source of this 3126-nucleotide messenger RNA. RefSeq names its product BMP/retinoic acid-inducible neural-specific protein 3-like. The record is from RefSeq and is a predicted model, not a curated record. Gene Ontology annotation, biological process: negative regulation of mitotic cell cycle; positive regulation of neuron differentiation. NCBI's taxonomy places the organism in Eukaryota, Metazoa, Chordata, Actinopteri, Beloniformes, Belonidae.